AUGGGUUGGAUCACUUGUAUCCUCUUCACUCUGCUGGGAGGUAUAAAGCUGAAUGACAGGGAACUGAAAUUUGCCAGGAUAGUGAUGUUUACAGUGGAAGAGGUCAACAGAGAUUCUAAGCUCCUUCCUGGAUUGAGUCUGGGCUACAGGCUGUACAGUGGCUGUGGGGAUGAGAACCUGAUUCGAGCAGCAGUGGAAGCCGUAAACGGAGAGGACUCAAAGGGCUGCACUGAUCAGAUACAGGCUCUCCUGGGCCAUUCCUCCUCCGGUGUGAGCAAAGAUAUAAACAUAAUACUCAGCCCACUAUCCAUUCCACAGGUGAGCCACCUUUCCACUUGUGCUUGCUUGAGUGACAAAAGGCAGUUCCCCACAUUCUUCAGAACUGUGCCCAGUGACCGCUUCCAAGUCAUCGGUCUGGCACAGCUCAUGAAAUACUUUGACUGGCGCUGGGUGGGGAUUAUUUAUUCGAAUGACUUGUACUCAGAAGAAGGUACAACGGCAUUUGCAAAGGAAGCAGAAAAAGAGGGCAUAUGUGUUGAAUACCGGUUACCUUACUCAGAUUCUAAUUUAAGUUUCCGUGCUAUUGUGGAGGCUCUAAGGAAAUCCUCGUCCAAGGUUGUCCUCUUGUUUAUGCCCUUACCUCCCACCAAAUCGUUCUUGUCGGAAAUAGAGAAGUAUAACAUUACUGGAAAGCAAUGGGUUGGCAGUGAGGCUUGGAUCACUCAAACACACCUUGCUUCUGAUGGAAGGAAGAACCUUUUGCAGGGGUCGAUGGGUUUCGCCCUCCCUCAGGCCCCCAUACCAGGUCUUGGUGAAUUCUUACUCAGCUUUAAGCCCUCUGACGAACCACAAAGUGCUAUAGUUAAAGAUUAUUGGGAGUCGUUCUUUGACUGCAGCUUCUCUCCGUCAAACACUUCCGCUACGUGUAGUGGCACAGAAGAUCUCAGCACAGUCUCCAGUGACUUCACAGACGUGACACAUUUUAGGGAAGAGAAUAAUGUGUACAAAGCUGUGUACUUGGUGGCAUAUGCUAUUCACGCACUACUGCAAUGUCACAACGGCUCAAAUCCAACCACUGGAAAGUCCUGCGUGACUAAAGAUCAAGUUCAGCCUAAAUUAGUGUUGGAGCACAUUAAGUUUGUGAACUUCACAACACAGAGUGGGGCCAAGGUUUUCUUUGAUGAAAAUGGAGACUCAGUUGCCCAGUAUGACUUAGUUAACUGGCAAAUAAAAGAUGACGGCUCUGUUGAGAUCGUAAACAUCGGUCAAUUUGACACGUCUCUUCCAGAGGGGGAGAAAUUCCAACUAAAAGACAACACCAGGAUAGUGUGGGGAGGAAACAGUAAGCAGGUGCCGAGGUCUGUUUGCAGAGAGCCAUGUCCCCCAGGGACUCGAAAGGCGAUAAACAAGCAUAAACCUGUGUGCUGCUUUGACUGCUUUGUGUGCCCCGAGGGAACAAUUAGUAAUGAGACAAAUUCUCCGGACUGUUUGAUCUGUCCACCUGAACUUUGGCCGAAUGAAAAGAAAGACCAGUGUCUCUCGAAGCCGACUGAGUACCUCUCCUACAAAGAGAUCAUGGGGGCCCUUUUAACUGGAUUUGGAUGUGUAGGCAUAUUUUUAUCUGUACUGACAUCAAUCAUUUUUCUGACUCAUAAAGAGACUCCCAUUGUUAAAGCCAACAACUCCGAGCUGAGCUUCCUGCUGCUCUUCUCCCUGACUCUGUGCUUCCUGUGCUCCCUCACCUUCAUCGGCCGGCCCUCUGACUGGUCCUGCAUGCUGCGACACACUGCGUUCGGCAUCACCUUCGUCCUCUGCAUCUCUUGUGUCCUGGGGAAAACUAUAGUGGUGUUAAUGGCUUUCAGGGCGACACUUCCAGGCAGAAAUAUGAUGAAAUGGUUCGGUCCUGCACAGCAGAGGCUCAGUGUUCUGAGUUUUACCCUGGUUCAGGUUGUAAUUUGUUUACUUUGGCUCACAACCAACCCUCCAUUUCCAAGGAUGAACAUGAAAUACCAUAAAGAUAAGAUCAUCUUAGAGUGCGCUUUGGGGUCAGCUGUCGGGUUCUGGGCUGUGUUGGGUUACAUCGGACUUCUUGCUCUCUUGUGUUUCAUUCUUGCUUUUUUUGCCAGGAAGCUGCCAAACAGCUUUAAUGAGGCCAAACUGAUCACCUUCAGCAUGUUGAUAUUCUGUGCAGUCUGGAUCACAUUCAUCCCAGCAUAUGUCAGCUCUCCUGGGAAGUUCACUGUGGCUGUGGAGAUAUUUGCUAUUCUGGCCUCCAGCUUUGGCUUGCUGAUAUGCAUUUUCGUACCAAAAUGCUACAUUAUCCUAUUCAGGCCAGAGGAAAACUCAAAGAGACAUUUGAUGGGAAAAAUAGCACCAAGGACACAUUGA
Molecule: messenger RNA, 2388 nt
Organism: Platichthys flesus (European flounder)
Lineage: Eukaryota; Metazoa; Chordata; Actinopteri; Pleuronectiformes; Pleuronectidae
Product: extracellular calcium-sensing receptor-like
Exons: 6
Coding region: 1-2388 (795 amino acids)
Biological process (GO): G protein-coupled receptor signaling pathway
Cellular component (GO): membrane
Molecular function (GO): G protein-coupled receptor activity
Source: RefSeq, a predicted model, not a curated record